ACAGCGGCGGACGGCGGCGGCAUGCGGCUUCUCCCUUUGCCCAUCGUGGGCUGAGACGGCCGCAGCACGGGCGGGAGGCGCGGCGGCCGGUGAGCCGAGGGCGCAGCCAGCCGGGCAGACCGCGGACAGCGGUCGGGGCUCCGCGCCAUGGGCCGAGCCGAGGGCGGGGGCCCGGGCCGGGGGCCACCGCCGCUGCUGCUGCUUCUGGGGGUUACGCUGGUCCUCGCCUCUGGGGCCGCGCCAGUGCCUGAGGCGGGCAGCGCCGUCGAGGCAGACACGCCGGUGAAGAGCGUCCCGGCGUGGGAGCCGCGUGCUAACGACACGCGGGAGAAGGCCGGCCCACCAGCAGCUGGGAAAGAUGAGACUUCUCGGAUUGCGCCCGGCGGCGAGCAGGCCUUGGUGGGCCCUGGGGUCGGGGCUGAGGAGGCGCUGGAGGCGUCGGCGGCGGUGACAAGCACAGCCUGGCUGGAGGCCGAGAGCCCAGGCCUGGGCGGAGUGACCGCAGAGGCGGGCAGCGGCGACACCCAGGCCCUUCCAGCCACGCUCCCGACUCCCGACGAAGCCCUUGGGACGUCCUCGACGUCCGCAGCCACCUUCGAGGCUAAGGAGGCCAGUGAACCACCCUCCCCCACCCCUGGCGACAAGCCGAGCCCAGGCGCCGAACUCCCCAAGGAGAGCCCCAUGGAGGUUUGGCUGAACCUGGGAGGCAGCACACCUGACCCUCACGGGCCAGAGCCCACGUACCCCUUUCAGGGCACACUGGAGCCCCACCCAGCGUCAGAUAUAAUUGACAUCGACUACUUCGAAGGAUUGGAUGGUGAGGGCCGUGGCGCCGACCUGGGGAGCUUCCCUGGGUCGCCAGGUACCUCAGAGCACCACCCUGAUCCCGGGGGAGAGACUCCUUCCUGGAGCCUGCUUGACUUAUACGAUGACUUCACUCCCUUUGAUGAGUCUGAUUUCUACCCUACCACAUCCUUCUAUGAUGACUUGGAUGAAGAGGAGGAAGAAGAGGAGGACAAGGAUGCAGUGGGAGGCGGAGACCUGGAAGAUGAAAAUGACCUUCUAGUGCCCACUGAGAAGCCUGGUCAGGGGCCCGGGACAGGCCAGCCCACCAGUCGGUGGCACGCUGUCCCUCCGCAGCAUACUCUGGGGAUGGUCCCCGGCAGCAGCAUCGCCCUCAGGCCCCGCCCAGGAGAGCCAGGCAGGGACCUGGCCCCGAGCGAGAAUGGCACCGUGUGCCGCAGUGGCUUUGUGAGACAUAACGGCUCCUGCCGGUCAGUGUGCGACCUCUUCCCAAGUUACUGUCACAAUGGCGGCCAGUGCUACCUGGUGGAGAACAUUGGGGCCUUCUGCAGGUGCAACACACAGGACUACAUCUGGCACAAGGGGAUGCGCUGCGAGUCCAUCAUCACCGACUUCCAGGUGAUGUGCGUGGCCGUCGGCUCGGCCGCCCUCGUGCUGCUUCUGCUCUUCAUGAUGACGGUGUUCUUCGCCAAGAAGCUCUACCUGCUCAAGACCGAGAACACCAAGCUGCGCAGGACCAACAAAUUCCGGACCCCAUCUGAGCUCCACAACGAUAACUUCUCCCUGUCCACCAUUGCCGAGGGCUCUCACCCAAACGAUGAUUCUAGUGCUCCCCACAAAAUCCAGGAAGCUCUCAAGUCCUGCCUGAAAGAGGAGGAGCCAUUUAACAUCCAGAACUCCAUGUCCCCCAAACUCGAGGGUGGCAAGGGUGACCAGGCUGACCUGGAGGUGAACUGUCUUCAGAACAACUUAACCUGAAGCCGAGCAAGAGAGGAAAUGGGGGGUGGGGGGCGGGGGAAGAAGCAUUAUCUCCUCUUGUACAGAUUCUAUUUCUUGUAACCAUUUGUUAAACUCCUUUCUUCUUCUGAUUUCAUGGCAUGCCUUGGUGUAUUUUGUACAGGAGGGAAAAAACACACCAUAAGCAAAGAACCCGAAGAGAAUUACAAUACAUUGGAUUGUUCUGUCUGUGCUGUCUGUACAUUGCUUCUGCUGCUGUGAUUUCUAAACCUAUGCUAUUAUUCAACUGACUUUUUUUUUGUACUUUGACCCACCUUUUUUUGAAAUACCGGUAAAAAAAAAAAAACAAAGUUCUUGAAAUAAAACUUUUUAAAAAGCCA
Molecule: messenger RNA, 2141 nt
Organism: Bubalus bubalis (water buffalo)
Lineage: Eukaryota; Metazoa; Chordata; Mammalia; Artiodactyla; Bovidae
Gene: CSPG5
Product: chondroitin sulfate proteoglycan 5
Exons: 5
Coding region: 148-1782 (544 amino acids)
Biological process (GO): nervous system development
Source: RefSeq, a predicted model, not a curated record